Plasmopara halstedii is the source of this 159-nucleotide messenger RNA. RefSeq lists its product as uncharacterized. Bases 1 to 159 code for a protein of 52 amino acids. NCBI's taxonomy places the organism in Eukaryota, Oomycota, Peronosporomycetes, Peronosporales, Peronosporaceae. The transcript is spliced from 2 exons. The record is from RefSeq and is a predicted model, not a curated record.
AUGAAACAGACAAUAGCAAGAGUAUAUCACAGUGUCCAUUUUUUAGAUCUGCUUCGACAGGAACGAGCGACGGUCGGAGUCUCCUAUGAAAAUGCCGUUGAAGACGAGAAAGAGCGGCUGUAUGCUGCGGACAGAUUCGUCAGGGGUGGGGGCGGGUAA